Molecule: messenger RNA, 4281 nt
Organism: Myotis davidii
Lineage: Eukaryota; Metazoa; Chordata; Mammalia; Chiroptera; Vespertilionidae
Gene: PRICKLE2
Product: prickle planar cell polarity protein 2
Exons: 8
Coding region: 30-2135 (701 amino acids)
Molecular function (GO): zinc ion binding
Source: RefSeq, a predicted model, not a curated record
AUGUUACACGCUGGAGACGAGCAGGGAAAAUGGUUCACCAGUACUACAGCUGUCUCCCAGAGGAGAAGGUUCCUUAUGUCAACAGUCCCGGGGAGAAGCUGCGAAUCAAGCAGCUAUUACACCAGCUGCCGCCGCAUGACAAUGAGGUCCGAUACUGCAACUCCCUGGAUGAGGAGGAGAAGCGGGAGCUGAAGCUCUUCAGCAACCAGAGGAAGCGCGAGAACUUGGGCCGAGGGAAUGUCAGGCCCUUCCCAGUCACCAUGACUGGAGCCAUUUGCGAACAGUGCGGAGGCCAGAUUAACGGCGGGGACAUCGCCGUGUUCGCGUCGCGCGCCGGCCACGGCGUUUGCUGGCACCCGCCCUGCUUCAUAUGCACCGUCUGCAACGAGCUCCUGGUGGACUUGAUCUACUUCUACCAGGACGGCAAGAUCUACUGCGGCCGGCACCACGCCGAGUGCCUGAAGCCGCGCUGUGCCGCCUGUGACGAGAUCAUCUUCGCUGACGAAUGCACCGAAGCCGAGGGGCGGCACUGGCACAUGAAACACUUUUGCUGCUUCGAGUGUGAGACGGUGCUGGGCGGCCAGCGCUACAUCAUGAAGGAGGGAAGGCCCUACUGUUGCCACUGCUUUGAGUCCUUGUAUGCGGAAUACUGCGACACCUGUGCCCAACACAUAGGGAUCGACCAGGGCCAGAUGACCUACGACGGCCAGCACUGGCACGCCACCGAGACCUGCUUCUGCUGCGCUCACUGCAAGAAGUCCCUCCUCGGGCGGCCCUUCCUCCCCAAGCAGGGCCAGAUAUUCUGCUCCCGGGCCUGCAGCGCCGGGGAGGACCCCAAUGGCUCGGACUCGUCCGAUUCAGCCUUCCAGAAUGCCAGGGCCAAGGAGUCCCGGCGCAGCGCCAAAAUCGGCAAGAACAAGGGCAAGACGGAGGAGCCCGUGCUGAGCCCGCACGGCCAGCUGCAGGUGAGCUCCAACCGGCUGUCCGCCGACGUGGACCCCCUGUCGCUGCAGAUGGACCUGCUCAGCCUGGCCAGCCAGACGCCCAGCCUCAACCGGGACCCCAUCUGGAGGAGCCGGGACGAGCCCUUCCAUUACGGGAACAAGCUGGAGCAGGGCCAGCCGCAGAGCCCCCUGCAGCUGCUCAGCCAGUGCAACAUCAGAACUUCCUACAGCCCCGGGGUGCAGGGGGCGGGCGCCGCGCCCGACAUGUGGGCCCCGCACUUCAGCAACCCCAAGAGGAGCUCGUCCCUGGCCCUGAAGGGGCACGGCGGCAGCUUCAUCCAGGAGUGCCGAGAGGACUACUACCCGGGAAGGCUGCGGUCCCAGGAGAGCUACAGCGACAUGUCCAGUCAGAGCUUCGGCGAGGCCCGAGGCAGCAUCCAGGUCCCCAAAUACGAGGAGGAGGAGGAGGAGGAAGGGGGCAUGUCCACUCAGCAGUGCCAGACCCGCCGUCCACUCAGUUCCCUGAAAUACACCGAGGACAUGACGCCCACGGAGCAGACCCCUCGGGGCUCCAUGGAGUCGCUGGCCCUGUCUAACACCACAGGCCUCUCCGCGGACGGCGGCGCCAAGCGCCAGGAGCACCUGUCGCGGUUCUCCAUGCCCGACCUCAGCAAGGACUCGGGCAUGAACGUGUCGGAGAAGCUGAGCACCCUGGGCACCCUCAACUCGUCCGUGCAGUUCCGCAGCGCCGAGUCGGUGCGCAGCCUGCUGUCGGCGCAGCAGUACCAGGACAUGGAGGGCGCGCUCCGCGCCCGCGAGGACUACGACCAGUUCCUGCGCCAGCGCAGCUUCCAGGAGAGCCUGGGCCCGGGCUCCCGCCGGGACCUGUACGGCCAGUGCCCCCGGACGGUGUCGGACCUGGCCUUGCAGAACGCCUUUGGGGAGCGCUGGGGACCCUACUUCGCCGAGUACGACUGGUGCUCCACCUGCUCCUCCUCCUCCGAGUCUGACAAUGAGGGCUACUUCCUGGGGGAGCCCAUCCCCCAGCCCGCCCGCCUGCGCUACGUCACGAGCGACGAGCUUCUGCACAAGUACAGCUCCUACGGCCUCCCCAAGUCGUCCUCGCUGGGCGGCCGGGGGCAGCUGCACAGCAGGAAAAGACAGAAGAGCAAGAACUGUAUCAUCUCUUAACCCGGUCGGGGUCACGGGGUCGGGGAAGAUGGGAGCUGAGAAUGUAAAUUCAGAAACUUGCACUGUUUUUUCUUUGAAAGCGCUUUUGGGGGUGGUUCCUGGGGGAGGAGAUGGGCGGGGAGUGCUCUCGGUGGAGGAAGGCGAGGUUCCAGGUUGGCCCGGCUGGUAGCCCCAGUUCUCGGCAUGUUGACUAUGAUUUGCACAUUUCACUUUGGAAACGCUCUAGACGGCGUGGCGGCCGGGGUUGGGCACCUCGGUGUGUGCAGUUGCCACUCAUCAGAUGGCAAAUUGCUUCCUUGCUCGCUUGUAUCCUCUCUGGUUCUCUUCCUUUUAGGACCCCUUUUCCAGUAAGUAAUUUGUUUAUUAGCCAGGACCCAAGACUAAGUUAUUUACAUGUCCAUUGUAAAUGCAAUGUAAAUGAGAGUUCUGAUAAAAUAUUUUUGUAUUUUGUAAUAUCAAAGGAAUUUCUAUAUGGUAGGACUCAGCGCAACCCGCAUGCCAUCCGCAUCGUCUUUGUGUAGUAUUCCGAGUGGCCAGGACCACCCCCUUUUUCUUUUUUCUAUACAAAUUUGUUACAUGUCAGUGAGACUUUUUUCAAAGGCGUUUAUUCAAUUUGGCUUUUUGUGGCGAAAAAAUAACAAUGAUUCUAUCCGAAGCAUUUUACGCUCUAGUCCAUCUUAAGGAGCCAUCCUUAAGUCCACUCCCUCCCUCAGUAGGAUGUAUUCUCUACGAAGUGGUAGUCGUUUAUUUAAUAGCAAACAUAACCUUUGCCCAUCGGAGAAACCAAUCCGUGUCAGUCAAGUUCCGCGAGGAACGCCAUCCCUGCCGGGAAGCUUGAAGCUGCUCACGAUUGAUCUCUUUCUUGGGGAAAACACAGUGACUGUGAGUGGUGCCGUUGUGUGACGUCAGCAUGAUGUUGUUUUGAAUGUGGCAUUAUUUUCCGGUGCUCAUGUUUCCUGGAUUGUAUUACCCGCUUUCCUUUGCCAAGGCAGAUGGAACAGCUGCCUUAACCUGACAACCGGUUGUCCUCGGUGCAAAUGAACUUGGGCCUUAGAACUUAGGGGCAGACGGGUUCCGACGGGGCUCUGGGGGAGGCGGUGUGUCCUAGGUUGUACGUCAUGCAUGGAGAAGGAAUGAGGUGAUUUGAAAACAGAAAGCGGGGCAAGGGUGGUAGAACUGACGGAGAAUAGGAAGGAAGGCCAAGGCGAAGAAGAACUUCUGGAAAUGAAGUAGAGGAGCAGUGACGGCCAGCUUGACGAGCCCCUAGUGCUUGAGGAGGUAAUUCCGUUUAACACCCUCCCUAUCCAGAGUCUCUGGGUCACCCAGGAAGGUUGAGCUGCUCAGGAGGUGUCAGUGUAAAGGCCUUGAAAAGCAGAUGUUGUUGAAAGGGGGAUCUCCAUUGUGAACUUAGGGGACCCUUGGUCAGACUGAAAACGGGCUCAGAAGUGAAUUUGCUUCAAGAAGACAUUUAACGGUUGUAUUGUUUAUAGUAAAAUAAAACUCCCUACCUUGCUUCAGUUAAAAAUGAAGCGCUUGCUUUCCCCCCCCCCAUUCUCCUCCUCCCCUUAAUGGAUUGUGGCGGUUGAACUAACCCGUCGCAGGACCCACUUUAGUGAGACGUUCUGUCCAUGUGCUACACGGUAUAUCUCAGUGGCUCUCUGCCAUGGUGAGGUGAGCGUGGUCUCUUUUCAAUACAGUAGUUAAUAUUUUCUAGUAUUUUUCAUGGAGAGGAUGUGAAACGCGGCUUUUCAGACCCCAUGCCACAUGGGCCUGGGGAGAGGAAGGCUGUACGGGAUGUCGAAAUGGCGCUCCAUUCAGGAGGUAUUAAAAUAAUUUGCUUUUCAGGUAUUAAUAUGACAUUUGUCAUUGUCACUGAUUUUUUUAAAAAGCAAUACAAGUGUUGGUUGUGGCUGUUUUCCGCAUGCUAUCUUCAUAUCUAAAUGCUUCCUUCAGUAUCCGAGCCUCGGAGAAUUACUCUAUUACGUUUGUAUAGUAAGUCUGUAAACUGCUUGGCAAACUGAUUUUAAGAAAUAAUGUGCAACAUCACAUGACUAAAGUGGCAGGUUCCUGGUAGAAAUUGGGCAAGUCCAAUUGGGAUUUCCGAGCUCCUUGAUUGAUGAGAAUAAAGAGGAGUUUGGGGAAAGGG